AUGGAAAACUGGAACAGAAAAUGGAGGACGCUGUGGUGCUGGUCGAAUGUCUACUUGGGGUGGAAGGUGGCGCAGGCGCGAAGCCGCGCACUGCCUCAGGACAAGCAGGCGGCAUACUGGGAGCAGCGACACGAACACUUUGCGAAUCUCGUGUGGGACAACAUCAAGGAGUUAAAGGGCUGGUGGGUGAAGGUCGGGCAGUUCUUGAGCACAAGGAGCGACUUGCUGCCUCAGCAGUACAUCCACCACUUAAUUAAACUGCAGGAUAUGAUGCCCACGACGCCAUACGCAGUCAUUGAGAAGGCCCUGGAAACAGAAUUGGGGGAUUUGAGUCAAAUCUUUUCGAAGAUUGAGGAGAAGCCUCUCGCAUCUGCAAGCAUUGGCCAGGUUCAUCGCGCGUGGCUGACAGAUGGUACCGCUGUAGUCGUGAAGGUUCAGCAUGCGGACGUCGAAUCUCUUCUAAUGCACGACAUGGCGAACCUCAAACAAUUGUCUUGGGCUUUUGGGCUGCUCGAGCAAGGCAUGAACUUUGCGCCAAUAUUAGAAGAGUGGCAAAAGGCGGCGAGCAAAGAACUGGAUUUCCGAUUUGAAUAUACACAUCAGACGAGGGCCUAUGAAGCAGCGCAGCGGUCGGGAAUCGGCGUGAUCAUCCCAAAGUGCUACCCGAAUUUGGUGACAAAAUCCGUCAUGGUGAUGGAGUUCAUCGAUGGCUUCAAAGUUACUGACGUCGAGAAGCUCGAUCAAUACGGCGUAGACAGAAGGGAGCUCAUGUACAAACUGUGCGACAGCUUCGCCUAUCAAAUUCACAUUGAUGGACUUUUCAAUGGUGACCCUCAUCCGGGGAACAUCCUGGUGUCCGUCGAUCCUGAAACAAGAGAGGCGAAACCUGUUAUUCUUGACUGGGGCCUGGUGAAGGAAUUUGACUCAAAGGGGCAAACUGCCUUCUCUAAGCUCGUGUACUCUGUCGCGUCAAUGGAUGUAAUGGGCCUUAUGGAGGCGUUUGAGCACAUGGGCUUCACGUUCAAGGAGGGGAAGGGGGCCGUCGUUGACCCGGAGAUCUACAUGGAGGCAUUGCGAGUGGCUUUCAGGCAAGGGGAAGUCGAGAAGAACGAGACAGAGGCGCUUCACAAGGCGGCAGGGGAAACGGUCCAGGCUGCCGUAAAGGCCGGGAUAACCCGCAAGAAAAUUCAAGAGGCAAAUCCUCUCGAGGAUUGGCCGAAGGACAUUAUAUUUUUUGUACGCGUCGCGUCGCUUCUUCACGGCCUCUGUGUUCAGCUGAAGGUUCACAUCCCAUUCUUGCAGAUAAUGGUUCGUAGGGCUCAGGAGUGUCUUUUUAACCGCUAUCAGCCGCCGAGCCCUCUUAUAUACACGCACUUCCUGGGAGGCAGGGGAGCUGCCAAGUGUUCGAUUCAGCAGCGGUUGAAUCGAUUGCUGCGAAGCCUCGUUGAGCAGAAGUUAGUCCUUGGGUGCCAAGUGGCGGUUUGCUUCGAGGGGGAGAUGAUAAUCGACGCAGCCAUUGGCCAGAUGGGACCUGUAGAUACGCGCCCGGUUACCCCAGACUCACUAUUUUGCGGUUACUGCACUGCAAAAGGGCUCUUGAGUACGGCUCUGCUACAACUCGUGAGCAGCGGAGAGCUGGAGCUCGAUGACGCUGUAUCGAGUUGGUGGGAUGGUUUCAUUCGAUACGGGAAGCGGGAGAUAACCGUGCAGCAGUUGCUGACGCAUCGAGCCGGUCUGCACCGAGCACUGCCUGCAGAUCUUACCCUAUCCAGACUCGCGGACUAUAGUGAAAUGGUUCGCAUAGUGGAGGACGCCGCACCUGCCUGCCCGCCUGGGGCCUGUGGAAGAUACGCGUACCUGACUUACGGGUGGGCUGUCAGUGAGUUGGUGCGUUGUGUAUCGGGGAUGUCGAUCGACGCCUUUGUACAGGAACGGCUUCUAGAGCCGCUAGGACUUAAAGGAGAGCUCUUCAUCCGAGUGCCACGAGAAGCGGAACAGUCGUUUCCUGCUGUCUCAGUACCACAGACACCCGCAAGCGCAGCAAGGGGUAGCACGAAGUCAACGCCAACAGUAAAACCAACAACAUCGCCCUCCAGCCCCAGUGCAAGACAAAGGAGCACUGACAGCAUGCGGAUGGUCUCUAGCAGUCAACAGGCUGUGCACGUCGCUUCUACUUUAGAACUCCGGCACUCUGCUCUAUCAAAAGAAAGAGGACCGUCUCCUCUAGCAGAGAGGAUGGCUGCUGCAGCACUCUCCGGAAACAAAGCCGCCGUUACUAGCUCGGGGCGCUCAAAGACGUUGGAGUCCUUGAACUCCUCGCACGAUGUACUAACGACGACUCAUGCUAGCGACAGCGCAGACGGCGAAUCUCAGCAGCAUUCACUGAGUGACAGAAGUAGAUCAUUUUUGCUGCCUGGCCCUCACAGUUCACGCAGAGAUGGUGUGGACGAUGCAGCAUACAACGAGGAGACACGAGGGAGGAGUAUUACAGGAAGUGGCAUCAGCAGCAAGACUUCGUCUCGUAGUCCACAGCUCGUGUCGACCCCAAAGACGGAAGAGUUUUCAUCAGAUAGAGAAAGCAGCAGAGAUCCUUCCGCCUUUAGUCCUGCGCUGGAACGCAGUGCGGCACCAAGUGCGCCGCCGUUGUCACGGCGGCACCUUGACGCGGAUGACGGGGCCUCUGACCGCAGCAAAUGCAGCAGAAGCAGCAGCAGUAGCAGCAGUAGCAGCAGCAAGUGCAGCGCUUCUGUGCAGGGGAUUUCACACAGUGCGGAGAAGGGUCAGCUUUCUGCCUUCCCGAAGGAAGUUGAAAUCGUGACAGCCGACACUCCGCUGCUGUGGAGGCUGACCUCUGCGCGCAGAAAGAUCUCCUUCAACCCCAUGACCCAACAAGAGGUGCUAGAGCGCCUAAAGCAAACGCAGGGUAAACUUGAGGGAGAGAAGGAACAGGGUGAAGGCGGCGUUUCGAGUGCAUACGACCGACAAGUGAGACGUCAUCUCGCCUCGGCCAUGAGGCGGCGCCGUCGCCGGAUGCUGAGCAUGAAAGGCAAUUCAGGGCCCCUCGAGCAUAUGCGGGAAGUGCACAUUUGCAACACACGCAGUACAGAGAGUCUCCCGGAUGUUUUUUUACGCACAAGAAAUGUGAGACACGUGGAUUACGACCGCCAGAAGUCAGAGGAAGAGGGGGGCCUCUCUCAAAGCGACGCCUUCACGGAGGGGCUGAGGACCCCUGAGUCGGACUCGGAUAGCCCUGGGAUGACACCGACUGCCCCAGGCGCAGCUCCGCGCGUGUCAGUGCUAGAGUUGAUACGAACCAAGCCACACGUAAUGGACCCCCUCAUCUAUGACAGCCACCGCAUUGUGCACCAGCUGAUUCCCCCCAGCAACUGCCGCUGCACUGCGCGUGCCCUUGCCCGGUUUUAUGCCGCUCUAGGUGAAGGCCAAAUCAUCAGCAAGCCUCUUCUUGACGCUGCACGAGUCGCCCAUACUGUUGACACCACUCUGGAGGCUCUUCUUCUAACGGGUGGAGGCAGCAGAACUUGGGGUUUGGGGUAUCAGCUACCGUCUUGCGCAGCCGCAUAUCAAGUGUAG
Molecule: messenger RNA, 3591 nt
Organism: Eimeria mitis
Lineage: Eukaryota; Apicomplexa; Conoidasida; Eucoccidiorida; Eimeriidae
Product: Beta-lactamase family protein, related
Source: RefSeq, a predicted model, not a curated record